This is a messenger RNA of Parnassius mnemosyne (clouded apollo), 363 nucleotides long. The record is from the annotation of a GenBank genome assembly. Lineage: Eukaryota; Metazoa; Arthropoda; Insecta; Lepidoptera; Papilionidae.
AUGUACAAAAUUACCUUAAUCGUGAAUAUUGUAGUUAUAUCGACUGUUGCGUCACAACAUAUAACACCAAAGAGAUAUGUUAUGCAGAAUAUAAAUAAUAUAUCACCGAAUAAAAUGUACCAAGUACCAUCUUCAAGUCCAAGUAUAUUAUCGCAAUACAAAAUUGUAUCCAUACCCAAGCAAAUGGUAUAUUCAGUACAAAAUGCAUCUAACAGAAUACAACGUAAAACAAAUAAAAAUGAUUUACUAGCGAAGAAAUUGAGGUUGGCGGCUGUGCAAAACGUUAUGGCUGCUGUAGAAGCUAGCGGUGCAGAAAAACAAUCAGCUAAUCUCCUAAGAAAUGCACGUUUAUCGCUUCAUUGA